Molecule: messenger RNA, 4191 nt
Organism: Hylaeus volcanicus
Lineage: Eukaryota; Metazoa; Arthropoda; Insecta; Hymenoptera; Colletidae
Gene: HGTX
Product: homeobox protein Nkx-6.2-like
Exons: 4
Coding region: 606-1829 (407 amino acids)
Biological process (GO): regulation of transcription by RNA polymerase II; cell differentiation
Cellular component (GO): nucleus
Molecular function (GO): RNA polymerase II cis-regulatory region sequence-specific DNA binding; DNA-binding transcription factor activity, RNA polymerase II-specific
Source: RefSeq, a predicted model, not a curated record
CCCUAGCCACGAUCCCUCGGUUGUCCCGUGAUCGUCUCGAGUACACAGUGCGUCUUAAGGUUACCCCCAUCGAUCGACCAGUUCUUCGUCCAGCUCUGAUUAUUCUCGGAAGGGAAUAACCGUCGUCCAGAAAGCAUGGGCCGAGAGCAUCAAACCUCGUGAAUCCGCAGUGCCGCGGUUGUUAAAAGCUCCCUGAGCAGAGGACGUGGUCCCCGCAGGGGGUGUCCCCAAGGAUGUGUCUCUGAGUACACAGUGCGUUCGUUAGCAUCGUCCGUCGAUCGCUUCGAAGGCUCCCUCUAGCCUAGUCUAUCAGGAGAUAGAUUCUUCAAAAGAAACGGGAGUAACCGUCGUUCAGAAGGCAUGGAUCGGGAGGAUAGUGCUCAAGAGUCGUGAACCCGCGGUGCCCUUGUCAAGCGGCCCCCCGAACCAGAGGAUCGUGUCCCCCAAAAGGGGGUUUAUGUGAGUGAUGUCUCGUGUGAAUCAGUGACCAAGUGCUUAGGAUACUCGCCAGGGCCCCGACAGGCAACCGACGAUAGGUCCCCGUUGCCACGGGGAGGAACUCUUUCAAGAUUUUCCGCUCAUUGCCGAACUAUGCGUGGUGCGAGAUGGUGUGUUCUCUGACCAACAAUAACAACAACGGCAAGAGUUGCAACGACAGUGAGCCCUUGCAGCCGCGAUCCAGCCCCGACGCGCAGCUAGGCGAGAACAUGUCGCUGAGCGACGCUCACAGACGGAACAGCCACUUGGAGGGCGACAGGAGCUCGUCGGCGGGUUCAUCGCUGGGCUCGUGCUCGCCGCCGCCGGCGUCUAGCCACUCGCCACCACCUGCCAGACCGCCGUGGUUGCACGACUUCCACGCGGCGGCGGCACCGCACGUUCUCCAGUUCCUCAACCUGAGCGCAGCUGGCGGCAGCAUGCUGGCCAGCCAGCCCCUGGCCGCCCUGCACUCCAUGGCGGAGAGGAGUCAUCACCAACAGCAUCAGCAGCACCAACAACACCAGCAGCAGCACCACCAACAACAGCAACAGCAGCAGCAGGCGGGCAUCCAGCUGCCCAGGAUCAGCGUGCCCCUGUCCACCAUCACCCAGGGUCAGUCCUCGCCUACAGGGAGCGGGAAGCACAGUCCUGCUACCUCGAUUACCUCUGUCGGGAGCAAUCCCCACGGGAUAGACUCGAUACUCUCGCGACCGGCGGCCACGCAUCCUCAGGCACCCGUCUCGGCGACACACGCCGCGCUCCAGCCGACGCCGCAUCCUCAGCACAUGACCACCCCUCGUUACGCCAUGCACGCGGGAUUCACUGCGUCCUCAGGUAUCGGACAAUUUCAACAAAGAACGGAGCCACGGCAUCCCGCUGUCUAUUGGCCGGGCCUUCAGGGAUUAGUCAGUGAUCCUCUGGCAUGGCGGGCAAGACUGCACACACUGUCGCAACAGCUGGGUUGUCAGCAAACGAUGACAGGCACCGGCGGGGCUGGGGAGCACGAGGGUGGCAAGAAGAAGCACACAAGGCCAACGUUCAGCGGCCAGCAAAUCUUCGCCCUCGAGAAAACGUUCGAGCAAACGAAAUACCUUGCGGGACCCGAGCGCGCUAAAUUGGCGUACGCCCUCGGCAUGUCGGAAUCGCAAGUCAAGGUAUGGUUUCAAAACAGGAGAACAAAAUGGCGGAAAAAGCACGCCGCAGAAAUGGCGACGGCAAAAAGGCGGCAGGAAGAAGUAGAGGGCGUCGUCGCCGAAGGUGAGGACGGAUGCAGCGACACAGAGACUGAUGGGAACAGCGAAACUGCCGCCAAGAGGCUUAGAAGGGAACUCGAGCAACAGUACAGGCAUUAGGAAGUGUAUAAACAGUAUUAACGUUAAAAAAAGAAAGAAAAGACAUUUUCUAGGUAGAUUCCUGCGAAGUGAAAUGGAACAGUGGAUGGGGGAAGACUUUUACCACGUGCGAAGGGAAUUUGGUUUUUACUGUUCGGUGCCAUCGUUUGGAUAUUCGAGGAGAAAUUCACUUACCUUGGUCUUGGAAAUAAUUUGUCACUGUUGCGAAGGAGACUGUGCUUCGAAAUCGAAUUUUUUGCAAUUUUUGUAAUUGUAAGAGAGUGGCCAUUGUUCUUCCGUCAGGAAAAGAAUUCCUGGGCAAUAUUUGUCUUCUCGGUGACUUUUUCGUGUGUGGGGUAUGGAGCAUUGUGCUGUUGAAACGCAUUAACUUGUGGGUGGAAUAACCUAGUUAAGAGUGUAAAUGAUAUUUUAGAUACGAGCCUAUUGUAUCGUUGAUAUUUUAUUUCGAUUUUAGUACCGUCAAAAAUUUAUAAUAACUAUUUUAAAAAGCCAAAGAUUGACGUGUAUUAGAUUGGGAAAGGAGCGAGGUUUAGUUGUCAGCACGCAAACUGGUGGCGCCAUUAGUUCGCAUGCUCGCCGUCGAAGUUUGAUUUCGAAUUUCGACGGUUCAAUUCAAUUAUAAAUUAAUGAGUUUUGGUGGCACAAUGUUGAGAUAUAUUUUUACACACAUGUGUAAUUUUAUUUCAAAACGCUUAAAAUACACCAGUUAUUUUUCUCUCGUUUUUUUUUUUAGAUAAAUGCCCAAGACGAGUUUUUAAUGUUUAUAGAAAUGUCAUUUGUAUAUAUUUGUACUAAGAUAUUCCUAUAUGUAUAACGAAGAAACGAUUGUGCCAUUUGUCUCGACGUACAUAAAAAAAAAAUUACACGCAAAAUUAUUGCAUUAUGAUAUGAAACUCAGAAACAGUAAUAUAAAAUGAAAUUAUUUGCAGGAUGUUCACAGUUCAGAAGAGGUUCGAUCGAAUGUAAAUUUUAAGCGUUUCUGAUGUAGUUUUAAGGCAAAAGGGUAGUUUAAUUAAUAAUUAAUUUAAUACCAGGAAUACUACCUAAUCGUAUUUCGUAAAUCUAGUCAUCUGUACGUUGGACGUCAACUAUUUAUUUAUAAAUCAUUUUUUAAUUACCUGCAACUGUAUGGGAUUAAUUAAAUUUUAACGAUUCGUUUUAUUUGUUUAAAGGUGAUGAUUAUCAACUAAUCGUGGAGCGAAGAAACUAAAUUGUUAAAAAGCACCCUGCCUUAAAAUUGACAAAAUUCGAACGAAAUAUUCCAAUCGCCGAUCCUGCAAAUAAUUAAUUAUAAUAAGGAAAGAAAACACCGGUAAUCUCAUUAUUCAGUUAACAGCACGUGUAUAGUAAAUGUAUGCUAAAUAUCAGGCGAGCCACUAUGAAUAUAAAUAUUCGAAUAAAUAAACACGAAAGAGCAAAAAAAAAAAAAAUAAUGAAAAUGAUUCCUCCUAACAAGUUGUCUAUUUACGUCCCCAGUGAAAUUAAGCCAAUGGAUAAGCGGAUCGAAGUGGAUUUUGUAUAUUCUGUAGAUACGAUAAACGUGAAUGUGAUAUUUAACAUAUUUAGUAAGAAUCUGACAUAGGUAUACUGGGUGGCUUUAAAGUAAAUCGCUAUACUCUGGUGGAGUAUUGCUAUUACUUUAUUUAUAAUUACGGGUACGAAAACGAUUCUUUACCGUACUUUUUAUAAAAUUAUGAGAAAAAAAAUUUGGAAAAGAAUAUCAACUGCUCGCUCAAGGUUACACGUCCAACCGUGAGUGGCAUCAAUGGCACUAUGCGCGCGCAGCCAGUGGGAGGAGCCAAACAGUGUGGUAGGGAUGGCGCCUGAGUGACCUUGAGCGGCCAGUCGAUCUUGAUCCAACUACAGUCCACUCCAACUGAAGUUUUAGUGCCCACUGACUUCCUAUCGCAUUCAGAUCAAAUGGAAUCCUCUAUCAAAGUUUAGCGACCUGUUUUAGAGUCACCCCACAAGUAGGUACUUCCAAUUAAACUAAAACUGAAGAACGCAAAAAAACUAGGAACAUAGAUACACGCGUAUAAAUAUGUAUAAUCACGCGAGGCGCGUGCCCGGAGAGACUCGUAGGCUAAAAUCAACUGUAUUCAGAAGAAUAUUCAACCCUUCUUCGCGUAUACCGACUUGCGUCCUUGGGUUCGACCGUUGUUUCUGAGUGAGCCGAUAGAGUGGAGGAAUGUUCACGAAUGCCAGGUAUAUAGCGUACCAAGUUACACGAAUAUUCGAAACAUUACUGUACAGUAUUUAGAUAAGUCGCUAAGCGAAAGGUAGAGACAAUCUGUAUAAAAUAUUGUAUAAAUUAUACAUACGUGUUAUCUAUCGCUUGUGUAUUAUAUCUCCAAUUUAAUAA